AGCUGGGAAGGAGCGAGCGAGCGGGGGCGCGAGACGUUUACCUGGAGGCAGCGGCUUGGGCGCGCAGAGGGGCCGCUGCUCCCCCGCACCUGCGGCCAUGGAUGAGGAGCGCGCCCUCUACAUCGUCCGGGCCGGCGAGGCGGGGGCUAUCGAGCGGGUCCUGAGGGAUUACAGCGACAAGCAUAGGGCUACUUUCAAAUUUGAAUCAACAGAUGAAGAUAAAAGAAAGAAACUCUGUGAAGGCAUAUUUAAAGUCCUUGUAAAGGACAUCCCAACAACAUGUCAAGUGUCCUGCCUGGAAGUUCUCCGCAUUCUCUCCAGAGACAAAAAGAUUUUAGUUCCUGUAACAACCAAGGAAAAUAUGCAGAUACUGCUGCGACUAGCCAAGCUAAAUGAGUCGGAUGAUUCUUUGGAGAAGGUGUCAGAGUUCCCAGUUAUUGUGGAGUCGUUAAAAUGUCUGUGUAACAUAGUGUUCAACAGUCAGAUGGCACAGCAGCUCAGCCUGGAACUUAACCUUGCUGCAAAGCUCUGUAACCUUUUGAGAAAGUGCAAGGACCGAAAGUUUAUCAAUGACAUUAAAUGCUUUGACUUGCGCUUGCUCUUCCUCCUAUCACUUUUGCACACCGACAUCAGGUCACAGUUGCGCUAUGAGCUCCAGGGACUACCGCUGCUAACCCAGAUCUUGGAAAGUGCCUUUAGCAUCAAGUGGACCGAUGAGUAUGAAUCGGCCAUAGACCAUAAUGGACCUCCUCUCUCACCUCAGGAGACAGACUGUGCCAUUGAGGCCCUCAAAGCUCUCUUCAAUGUGACAGUAGACAGUUGGAAGGUGCAUAAAGAGAGUGAUUCUCAUCAGUUCCGUGUCAUGGCAGCUGUCCUUCGCCAUUGUUUACUAAUCGCAGGUCCAACUGAAGACAAAACAGAAGAGCUGCACAGCAAUGCAGUCAACCUUUUAAGCAAUGUUCCGGUCUCUUGUUUGGAUGUUCUCAUUUGUCCAUUAACCCAUGAAGAAACAGCCAAAGAGGCAACGACUCUAGAUGAACUGCCCAGUGAUAAAACAGCUGAGAAGGAAACUGUUCUAGAAAACAAUACCAUGGCAUACAAUGGUAUGAAUAUGGAGGCCAUUCAUGUUUUACUCAAUUUUAUGGAAAAGAGAAUAGACAAGGGAAGCAGCUAUAGAGAGGGUCUAACUCCAGUUCUCAGCUUAUUAACUGAAUGUUCCCGAGCUCAUCGAAACAUCAGAAAAUUUCUCAAAGAUCAGGUUUUACCACCAUUGAGGGAUGUGACAAAUCGACCUGAAGUUGGUUCAACUGUGAGAAAUAAGCUGGUGCGCCUCAUGACACAUGUUGACCUUGGUGUCAAGCAAAUUGCUGCUGAAUUCCUUUUUGUCCUUUGCAAAGAGAGAGUGGAUAGCCUGCUGAAAUACACUGGCUAUGGGAAUGCUGCAGGACUGUUGGCGGCCAGGGGCCUCUUGGCUGGAGGAAGAGGAGAUAAUUGGUACUCAGAGGACGAGGACACAGACACUGAAGAAUACAAAAAUGCAAAACCAAACAUUAAUCUUAUCACUGGUCAUUUAGAGGAACCAAUGCCAAACCCCAUAGAUGAAAUGACAGAAGAACAAAAAGAAUAUGAAGCCAUGAAACUUGUCAACAUGCUUGAUAAACUUUCCAGAGAGGAGUUGCUUAAACCAAUGGGCCUAAAGCCUGAUGGGACAAUAACGCCUUUGGAGGAGGCACUCAACCAGUACUCCGUCAUCGAAGAGACCAGCUCCGACACAGACUGAGAGUGUCACCUGCUCAGCUCUCACUGUUGCUUUUAUCAGCAUCUUUUCUCUGUAGCUCCAGGGGAAUCUUUGCUCUAAAACAUUUAUGCCCUUGCUUUGGCUAGAAACACAUUAACUGGUUUACUCAUUGAGAAUCCAGAGUAUUUAAGAGGUGAUCCUGUGUUUUUUGCAAUAUCGAGGCAUUCGUACAGAGCUGCAGUUAGAUGGAGUUACAGGGGCUAGAAGCAAAAAAAAAAAAAAUUUCCAUUUCAUCAGCAUGAACCUGAAGGACGUCUUUCUAUAAAGCAGCCCUGGUUGAAUCUGGCAGUUCUGUUUGCCAAGAUUCCUAGCAGAAGAUUGAGCUGCGUCCUCCUCUCGUUUGUGUGAGCCGCCCUUUCUGAAUCUCUCUGGCAGACGGAGGCGAGUAAGAGACAGAAUGAGCCUGGUAAAGCAGGGCUGAGGCAAGUGACUUGUUAGAUCAGGACUGACUAUAUGGAAGCCAAGCAGCUGUUCCAGGAACCUAGCACCGCUCUUCACUUCAUUUCAGUUUUUUAUAAAUAUACAGAAAUAUACACACACAAACCCACACAGAGCCCCAGACUUGCAAACUGAGUACACUGUAAGGGUUUGUAUGUCACGUAUCAAGAACUUCAGAAUACAUUUCUCCCUAUAAAGAAUUAUAAAUGAUGGUUUAGUUCCCAGGCAGCUACAAAUGCCUAUUUAUUUCCUCAUGGACCCGAACACUACUAGUACCAUAGAACUGAACCGCCAUCUGUAUCAUUGCAUGGGGAGCUGCAUUCUGAGGGUUCACUCGGGAUGCCAGGAACACACACCUACCAACCCAGCAGUGGGAGUGGAGACUCCCUGAGCAGUGGGGGUUGUUUCGUGGCCUCUGCUGGGGGCGGGGAGGCGGCAGCACCCAUUGUACAUAAUAGGUCAUUCAUACGUCACAUGUUGUAAAUUGGGGACUCUGGGUGUGUGUGUGUGUAUGUGUUCUACCUUACUACCAUAUGUGAUCAGUUUAAUGGUAACUUUAUUUAUUUAAAAAUGAGAAGAAACAAAUAGUUACUAUUAAACUGAUUCAGGUUGUUUAUUUUUACAUUUAGAAUUGGUCAUAUGAAGAAGUAGAAGAUGAACCAUGCAAUAGACAGUGGGCCUAGUUGAUCAGUGGCUAAAGUUGGAAAGGGGUGGGUUUCCAUAUAUAUAUAUAUAAAGAUAUAUAUAUAUGUAUAUAUAUACGUACAUAUAUAUAUAGAGAUAUAUAGAUAAAAAAAGGUAGAUAGAAAAUGUGCUUAACCACUGCCUUUUAAAACUUUAAAUUAAAUAAAACAUUGGGGUUGAUUCAAUUUAGCCAUCUGUGUGUGUUUCUUUAUAGUUACAUGGGAUAGACAAGACUGUCACAGUUCGUGCUGUUUUAAAGGGCUUUUACAUCCAUUAUCUCAUUUAUCAUCAUAAUAGUCUUCUUUAGGACAGGUGAAGUCUGUGGAGUAGUAGUGAACAUGUCAUUUGUCUAGAAGUCUCUUCUCUGGCAAAGCGUCACAUCAAGAACUGAGUUUUAAAAGGCCUCUGAGCUGCAGGAGGAGGCAUGACAACAUUGCUCGAAGUCGACUCAUAGGAGAGAUCUCCCCGGGCUCACUCCUCAUCUCUUCACUAAAAUUUGCAUAUAUUUCUGACAUUUAGUUACCUGGUUUUCAAGCCCACUGAAAACGGCAGAAAAGGAGGGCUGCUAGAUUGAAGGUAGGCAUACUGGAAACAAAAAAAAAGCCAAGAGAAAACUGGAGAGGGGGCCGGGGAAGAAUGACAGACUAUUCAAGGCAGAGCAAGUCAAGGAGUAUGUGUUCACCAGAGGACACCAGCUGACCCAGAAAAUGCCUCUGCACAACAGUGUGGCCAUGGACUGAUGCUCAGAAUGAUGACUGUGAACUUGAAGAGAAUACAAUGCAUUUUAGGGUUUUCAUCCACCCGAAAUUGUUGGAGGAGAGAUCGUGGGUAACCCAUGUUUUAACUGACUCCUAGUAAGAUAAACCUUGGCAAUUCAUAAUUUUAGAUUAAGUGAAACAUUUAGAAAAAGAAUUUAAGUAUUUUUGUUAUUUCCUUCUAAAAAUGCAUUUUUAAAGUAUUUUUAUAAUUUCUACAAUCAAAUAGCUUUGGCAUGAGUGUCACCUAAAUGAAGACGUGUUUCGUGAAAUGACAUUUUUUUCAGUCUUAUGCAGUGUUCAUGUUUCAACUGUCAUGUUUAAGUAGCUGUGCUUUUCUGCUUUCGGUGAGUUCUGUUUCAUUUUGAGUUUCCUUGGGCAGGGCUGACAAAGCUUUGUUUUUGAAGAGAGAGAAUUUGCAGGGGUCGGGGUUGAGAGCGAUCUCUCCAAAACCUACUUCCUGAGUUGCACACAGAGAACUAACAUCUACUGAAUGCUUACUAUGUGCUGGGCUUUUCAUGUGUGUCCUCUCGUGUAACCCACAUCACCUCUCAUUAGAGGUCACCUCAAGAAGGUGUGAGUCAGUUACCAGACGUCAAAUAGCUAGUCACAGUCCACCUCUGGCAGGCCUGACUCCAAGCACUGCUCCCGGUACCACACUGCCCAGGCGGGCCCACACUGUGCCUCCUUAACACUGUGGAAUGCUGGGAGCCCUACCCUUGAGAAGAGUGGGCUGGGGGAAGUGGUAAUUCUCAGGCCAUUUUAAGCAAUAACUUUCAGCAGAACUGGUUUCAAAGACCUUUUUACACGAGGAUGUGACCUGGAGCUCUAGUAUGGGUGGGGAGCUUGCUCAGUCAGCACUGGAUUUGAGGACGGGGAAUCCCUGAGCACAGGUCAGAGAUGAGGGCUGCCAGCUUACCCCAGACAGCAGUCUGGCAUCGGUGGCCUUCUGCAGUGGAGAGGGAUCAGAAGACGCUAGACAGCACACUUUGCAGGCUUCUCUGUGGAUACCUUCUUGACUUUUGAAGCAGGGUAUGAAGGAGUGUGUCCUAGAACAAGGCAUUUGGGCCUCUUCUUGAAAGUAAUAGGCAUUUGUGGCCCUUUCCCAUGCCCACUGGUCCUGGGAGCUGGCAGGGUGAGGACACAAGCUGAGGCAGCAGUGACCCCAGACAACCCCUUUGGACCACGUCAGUCUUGGCUGCCUCCCAAGUACCAUGUAUCACCUGCAUUGACUUCCUUUUUUCCCCUGAUUAUAAAAGUGGUAUGUGUUCAUUGUGGAGAGUUUGGAAAAUGCAGAAAAUCAUAAAAUCAGUAAGUUACCCCAAAUCCCACUACCCUGAGAUAAUUCCUGUUAAUGUUUUGGUGUAUUUCCUUCCUGUACUUUUUCUAUGCAUAUAUAAUUUAUUUUACUACAAGAUUGGGAUCACGCCGUAUUUACAAAUUUGUAUCCUGCUUUCUUCUUUAACAUAUUGUGAGCAUUUUCCGGUGUCAAUAAAUCUUCUUCAAAGAGGAAUGGCUGUAUGAUAUUCCGUUGUAUGAACUGUUGCAAACACUGUUGAGCACCUGCCUGGUAUUCUUCCUAACGGAAAAGACAUCAUGAGCUCCCACCACCAACCCCCAAAUAGAAAAAUGUGCCUGCUGCCUUUCUGGAAGGCAACACAAGCCUUGGCAGCACUUUCCAGGAGCAGGGAAUAGGAUGGCCCGGGAGGAGCAGACGUGCCUCACCAGACAGCACCAGUCAGGCAGAAGCCUCGGCAGCACGAUCGUUAGUCGGCUAGAUGACAUGCCCAGAUAAUUCUAUAAGCCUUGUCAAGGAGAGCUGUUUGAAAGAAGUAAGGCAACAAGAGGAGUUAGAAAAGUCUGCACGAAAAAAAAAUGUCAUGUCGAGGGCUGUGAUAUGGACUGAAUUGUGUCCCCCCAAAAUGGGUUGUAAAUCCUAACCUCUAUAUGCCUGCGGUUAUAAUCCCAUUUGGGAGUGGGUUCUGUAAUGUUAAUGAGCCAGGGUUAGUGUCGGUGUAUCUUGAGUCAAUCCCUUUUGAGAUACAAAAGAGAUUAAACACAAGUUAGAAGCAGAGUUGGGGAAGAGAGAUGCAAAGGCCGAUGAAGAUCGCCCAGGAGCAGAAGCUCAGAAGAGACAAGGACUUUUCCCCCAGAGCUGACAGAGAAGCCUUCCGCUAGAGCCGGCACCCUGAAUCCGGACUUCUAGCCUCCGAACUGUGAGAAUAUAAAUUUGUUAAAGCUACCCACUUGUAUUUCUGUUAUAGGCUUUGUGGUCCAGUUACUGGUAAUUUUCUUGGGGGUAUUAAU
This is a messenger RNA of Loxodonta africana (African savanna elephant), 5982 nucleotides long. It is a transcript of the gene RIC8B, whose product is annotated as RIC8 guanine nucleotide exchange factor B. Bases 98 to 1780 code for a protein of 560 amino acids. The record is from RefSeq and is a predicted model, not a curated record. NCBI's taxonomy places the organism in Eukaryota, Metazoa, Chordata, Mammalia, Proboscidea, Elephantidae. Gene Ontology annotation, cellular component: cytoplasm; plasma membrane. Gene Ontology annotation, molecular function: guanyl-nucleotide exchange factor activity; G-protein alpha-subunit binding. The transcript has 10 exons. Gene Ontology annotation, biological process: G protein-coupled receptor signaling pathway.